AUGGUGCGAAGCCGGUAUCUGGUGCUGAUGGCCAUCAGCGACGACGACGACAACGGACAGGUCCAACUUCGUGAAACUCGGAACCACGUGGUGCGUUGCUUUCAUGUUCCCGUUCAGUACUCGGGAUUUUUUUUGCUCUUCACUGGAGGUUUACGAGAUUGGAGCCUGCCGACGACGACAACGACGACGUCGAAGGCAAAGCGAAGCAAGCAAGCUAGCGAGUAUGGCAAGUGGAUGGAGGGCAAUCAAUAUUCCGACAGGGAUCGGGGACCCACUACUACUUCCAGCUUCGUCCAUCCGUCCGACAUUCGGUUCGUUCGUUCAGCUCCGGUGCUUCUGCUGGGAUGGGAGAUUAACUUCCUUUUAUCGUCGGCCGUCGUUGCUCCGGGACUCCGAGCUGGACCCCGCGACGGCGUGUGUGUGCUGCUGCAGCACACAUCACAAAGUGCUCUUACCCCUGGAAGGCUGCAACCGCCAGCAAAAAGACCUGGCCCGAUGCAAGGCAACUCCUCUGCCCAGCUGCCCAGCUUCCACUUUCCGUCUAAUGUGCCGUCCGGGGUCACUUUUCGGGAACCCCGGAAGCGUAGACAAAAACCUUACACCCCAUUUCAUCUCACAACACAUCAGCAUCAGCUCCCCAAUGAACCCUUUUGCCAGCUUUCCACAUCCAUUCCCCAUCCAAAAAAACCGGGGGAGGAAAAUUUCAUCAAAGUCUGACAAAAAUCGAUUUUUCUUUAUCCUUCUUCAGCGAUGGUUCCAACUUCCCCCUUCCAUCUAACCUCGUCUUUUGCUCCCCUACAUUUCCCGCAUCGACUCUCGUCUUACAGUCCAAUUUUUUACCGCAGCAACAUCGACCAACAGUUCACCACCAACACACCACCUUUCCACCACAUUCACCACUACUACAAACUAGUGAGUGAAACAGCUAGCAGCCAUAUUGGCUGGCUUGAUGCGAUGUUGUUCCAUCCAUCGAGGUACAUGGCGACCGUGAAAGAAGUUGGUGGCGGGCGGUGACGACGACGAUCGACGGCAUCGGCAUCGGUGACUUGUGAGUAGUACCGGGUAGCACCAGGAGUGUAUUUCGCGAACUUGGCUUACACUGCUGGGGCUACCAUCAUCAGCGCAGGAGACAGGAAACUACACUCGCUUUAGCCACCCACACACCCCCCAUUCCCAGAUGUUACUUCUUCUUCCGACCGUCAGCCGUGUUUCUUCGUCCUUUCGUCCUCCUUGUGUCCCUCUAGCCCUUGGUCCGGUUCGACUAUGGUAUAUCCGACCAAGCGGCCAACCAAACCGAACUGAACCGAGCGAGCGAGUGAGGGUGGAUUAAUUGGCUUUGUGUAGAGUUUUUCGGUUCACUCACACAGCGUACAGAGUUCAACAGCGAACCCAAGUAAGAAGGGAAGUGGAACAUCGCGGUCCUGCCGCGGGGAAGAUGAAGACUUGAGUGAGGAAUUGGAUAUUGUAGGAUGGAGGGAUGUCCGUCGUUUCGGUAUCGCGGAAAAGUGGAAGAUGAAAAUAAGGCGUGCGGUGCGGUAAGGGGGGAUGAUUGGAUCGGUGUAGUAGGUACAGUUUGAGGGAUGAGAUUUUUUUUUGCUUCUCUCCGGUGUGUCGAGGAAUUUCGAUUACCUCCGAAAAAUAGUGAAUAUUUGAUACAAGCGAUAUUUUUAAAUUAACAAACGAUUUCAUCGUCCUAAUAAGAUUGUUGAGAAAUAUUCUGGUCGUUUAAAAGAACGAGGAACACCGUAAAAUGGUAAAAUUAUGAAAAUUUAAGAACACAGCCUCAUGUAUUCCUUUUUAAAUCGAAAUAAAAACUUACUCAGGCUCACUUGUUAAGUUUAAACAUCUGGUGAACUUACCUGUAAGGAAAAAAGAGAAGAAAAAAUCGUUAGUAUAAUUGAAAUGGAUAAGUUUAAUGCAUAUCAAAUAAUUUUGUAAUAUGUUAUAACUCGAGCAAUGAUGAAAACAAUUAAAAAAAUUUUAAAGUA
Molecule: messenger RNA, 1988 nt
Organism: Uranotaenia lowii
Lineage: Eukaryota; Metazoa; Arthropoda; Insecta; Diptera; Culicidae
Exons: 3
Coding region: 1-717 (238 amino acids)
Source: RefSeq, a predicted model, not a curated record